AUGAUUGACCAAUAAAAAUCGUUUUUUUUUAACUUCCUCCUCGUUUUCUCCCCCCUCUUCUCGCAGUCGCCACUUGGACUGGGAAUUGAGAUCGCAGCAUGAUCAAAGAAGAAGAAGGUACUCUCGUCAGCGAUUUGAUCGGUUUCCUCAUAAAAGAUUUGCAUUCUCCUCUUUCUCCUUGUCCUAAUCUGUUCCUCUCUCGUCUUCGCCUCUUCUGCUUCUGGUAAUCUCGUGCAAGAAAUCUCCACCGUGCUCAAACCCUAGCCUGGAUAUCCCUCGAUCCGCUCUUUUCCUAGGUUUGUCCUAGUCGAUCUUCGUUUAGUUGAGGCCGAGGUCGUACCAUGGGGUUAGUGACUUCCUGAACAACAAGUUUCAUUUGAGAGCUCAAUUUGGCUAUCGUCAAGGUUCACUUCUUGCUGCUGUUCAUCUUUCGAUGGCUCCUGCCCUAUUUGUCAUCGCUUCAUUUCCAUGCACAAUUGGAGCCAUAGCGCUCGCGGUGCUGCACAUAUACAGACACCUCUUGAAUUAUACCAAGCCUGUUUACCAACGGUACAUAGUGCGCAUCAUCUUCAUGGUACCGAUCUAUGCUCUGAUGUCAUUCUUGUCUCUAGUCCUUCCUGAUAAUUCCAUUUACUUCAAUUCUAUUCGAGAAGUAUGUUACAGAUAUGAAGCUUGGGUCAUAUAUAACUUCCUGUCACUCUGUUUAGCAUGGGUGGGAGGUCCUGGUGCAGUCGUUUCAAGUUUAAGUGGUCAAUCUUUAAAGCCAUCAUGGUGCCUCAUGACAUGUUGUUUCCAUGCUAUUCCUCUCGAUGGCCGUUUUAUAAGAAGGUGCAAGCAAGGUGGUUUGCAGUUUGUGAUCUUGAAGCCUAUUCUAGUUGUAAUUACAUUCAUGCUCUAUGCAAAAGGAAAAUACGAAGAUGGAAACUUCAGUGUGUAUCAGUCUUACCUUUACAUUACAAUAAUCUACACUGUAUCAUACUCUAUGGCACUGUAUGCCCUAGCGUUGUUCUAUGUCGCAUGUAGAGAUCUGCUGUGGCGUUUCAAUCCAGUUCCAAAGUUCAUCAUAAUCAAGUCUGUCGUUUUCCUCACUUACUGGCAGGGUGUCUUGGUGUUUCUAGCGGCGAAGUCUGGGUUCAUAAAGAGUGCUGAAGAAGCUGCAGAUCUUCAGAACUUUGUGUUAUGUGUCGAGAUGCUUGCAGCCGCUGUUGGUCACUUCUAUGCAUUUCCUUGCAAAGAAUAUGCAGGUGCUGACGUUGGUGUUUCUGGUGAUUUCAGGGCGAACCUUUUUCAUGCCCUCAAGUUCAACGACUUCUAUCAUGACACAGUUCACCAGUUUGCCCCUACGUAUCAUGAGUAUGUCCUGUAUAAUCACACCGAGGGCGAUGAAGAACCAAAGAAAUUUCAAUCGCAUACAUCUGUCCCGACAGGGCCAGAUAUGGAUGUCUCCAAAAAGAACAAACAAAUUUACCCAGAGAAGUUGGAGGUUAUUGAGUUGUCAGCUAGCCCUGCAAUAUCAAGUUCAUUGCAAGAUCGAAUCGACUUGGAAGCAAUCAAAUUCUCAUUGCACAAAGAAAAUGCUGCUUCUCCUGUGCAUCCCUAUGAUCUUUCAGUCUUACUUGAUACCGGGUCGUCGGAUUGCCCUGCCAAUGUUCCCGCAGCCAGUAACCCAAAUCAUCAGUGAUUCGUAGAACAUGUGAAAGCUGAAACUUAUCAAAUUGAAAGUUCUGGAGUGAGCUUUCAAAGAUGGAGCAGGCAUUGUUUUACUCCUCGAGUGAUUCCAUACUUGUAAUGGUGCUUGAGAUUACUUUGCAAUCGACCCUAGUUAGGGUUGCGAACGCCAAACUGACUACAGCUUCCAUACGUUUCUCUUAUUCUUUUCGCCCCGAAAGUUUUUCCAUGAUCUAUAGAAUUUUAUUUUGAUGGAAAUUAGAUGAUUAAUGAAGUGAGAUGACAUUAUAAUCUUUCCUUA
This is a messenger RNA of Zingiber officinale, 1969 nucleotides long. RefSeq names its product transmembrane protein 184A-like. The record is from RefSeq and is a predicted model, not a curated record. NCBI's taxonomy places the organism in Eukaryota, Viridiplantae, Streptophyta, Magnoliopsida, Zingiberales, Zingiberaceae. Gene Ontology annotation, biological process: transport. The transcript has 7 exons. Gene Ontology annotation, molecular function: transporter activity. The coding region runs from base 434 to 1681 and encodes 415 amino acids.